GAUUUGAUGGUCAUUCAUCGUCCGAGCACAACAGGAACCGGAAUGACCUCAUGGCGGUGGUUUCGGUACGGUCGGAGGCAUCCGUGGCAAACCAUGGAUUUGUACAGCAGUCAUCUAAGCCAGUCACAGCAGAGGAAGAGAGCUGGGCAGGGCCUUGAAGUGCCCUUAUUGAUGGAUCCAAACUGUCAGGCCCCGUCAACUUGAUUGGGGAAAUUAGGGGGGAGGGAGGGAAUACAGUAUGCAGGGCAUGAACUCGCUGUGAACAGGGCGAUGACGUCCUUCUCACAUCAGAGUCCCGGGGGCUGUCAGAACCCUUUCGCGCCCAGCUAUUAUAAACCACCGAUCAAAUGGCACCUCGGCAGUCUUCAAGGUCCAUUCAUGUUCGCGUAGCCUUAGAAUUUUAAUCAACUGCAUCGCUUUGACACGUUUGAAGAUGCAUGAGCACACACGAAAGCACAAGGUGGCCGUGGUCGGCUCCGGUAAUUGGGGAUCCACCAUCUCCAAGAUUGUUGCGGAGAACGCCAGAGAGCAUUCGGACCUUUUCGAGCCAGAAGUGCGCAUGUGGGUGUUUGAGGAGGAAAUCGAAAUCCCUGAAUCCUCCAAGCACCACUCCAAACUAGGCGGCCAGAAGCACAAAUUGACCGAGGUCAUCAACGGAGUCCACGAGAAUGUCAAAUACCUGCCGGAUAUUGCACUCCCUGAAAACGUCGUAGCCGAUCCAGAUCUCAAAUCGGCCGUCAAGGAUGCUACAUUACUCGUCUUCAACCUCCCCCAUCAGUUUAUCGGCAAGACCCUCGAUGGUGUUGUCGGGCACCAUCUACCCUAUGCGCGAGGUAUCUCUUGCAUCAAGGGCGUCGAUGUGUCCGACGGAACCGUGACCCUUCACUCGGAACUUAUCAUGGAACGACUGGGCAUCUACUGCGGCGCCUUGUCCGGCGCCAACAUCGCCCCAGAGGUGGCCGCGGAGAAGUUUUGUGAGACGACCAUUGGUUACGACACCCCUCCAAUGGAUGUGGAGGAGCGUGAUGGGUCGCCGAAGGAAAACUUAAUCAAGAUUGAUGAGCAGCGGCAACAUAAGACUAAACCCACGCAUGUCAAAUUACACCCAGUGCCAAAAGAUCUCCCCCCUGUCGACGCUGAGCUGUGGGAGACUCUGUUUGCCCGCCCAUAUUUCCAUGUUAAUCACGUUCGCGAUGUUGCCGGGGUGGCUCUAGGGGGUGCACUCAAAAACAUUGUAGCUUUAGCAUCGGGGUUUGUUGCAGGAAAGGGCUGGGGAGAAAAUGCCAAGGCUGCAAUUAUGCGUGUCGGCAUCUUGGAGAUGAUCAAGUUUGGUCGGACGUGGUUUCCCAAGUCUGUGGACGAGAGAACCUUUACCGAGGAGAGCGCGGGUCUAGCGGACGUGAUCUCCUCGUGUAGCGGUGGGCGGAACUUCCGGUCAGCUUGUCACGCAGUCGAGCAGGGGGUCAGCGUCAAUGAAAUCGAACAGAAGGAGCUCAACGGUCAGAAACUGCAGGGGACUUCGACAGCCUACGCUGUUUAUGACUUUCUCUCGAAGCACGACCAGUUGAAGGAAUUUCCGUUGUUUGUUGCUGUUCAUGAUAUCCUCGAAGGAAAGUCUACUGUUGAUGACCUCCCAGCACUGCUAGAUGGGAAAAAGAAGAAGAAGAAGAGCGCCUGAGGGUGCGUGAUCACAUUCAAUGGUGCUGGGAAUUAGAUAAUGAGAUAUGACACGUAGCUAGAAUGUUAAAAUUUAGUUAAUUGAUGAGUCACAAGGAUAUACACAUGCAGG
This is a messenger RNA of Aspergillus welwitschiae, 1789 nucleotides long. Its product is annotated as glycerol-3-phosphate dehydrogenase family protein. The transcript has 3 exons. The record is from RefSeq and is a predicted model, not a curated record. Bases 434 to 1678 code for a protein of 414 amino acids. Lineage: Eukaryota; Fungi; Ascomycota; Eurotiomycetes; Eurotiales; Aspergillaceae. Gene Ontology annotation, cellular component: nucleus; cytosol; glycerol-3-phosphate dehydrogenase (FAD) complex. Gene Ontology annotation, biological process: carbohydrate metabolic process; glycerol-3-phosphate catabolic process. Gene Ontology annotation, molecular function: NAD binding; glycerol-3-phosphate dehydrogenase [NAD(P)+] activity.